Sabethes cyaneus is the source of this 5061-nucleotide messenger RNA. Its product is annotated as longitudinals lacking protein, isoforms A/B/D/L. Gene Ontology annotation, molecular function: protein binding. Bases 549 to 3539 code for a protein of 996 amino acids. Gene Ontology annotation, biological process: regulation of transcription by RNA polymerase II. The record is from RefSeq and is a predicted model, not a curated record. The transcript has 8 exons. NCBI's taxonomy places the organism in Eukaryota, Metazoa, Arthropoda, Insecta, Diptera, Culicidae. Gene Ontology annotation, cellular component: nucleus.
UCGCUGUUUUUGGUUGGCGCUUUGGUGUGCUCAUGUCGUCGCUGAGGUACCCACCUACAGCUAAAGGGAAACAAGGAGAAAAGAACUUUGCUAAAAGAAGAGUAUAUUUUCAGUGACUACUAAGAGAGAUUACGUCUUUACAUUUGCUAUCGUGCGUUGGAAGAGCAGUUGGGUCGAUCGUGGGGCUUUUAGUGGCGACAAGUAUUUCAUUCUGGGUGCCAUAAAAUUUAGUGCUUUUACAACACAGUUAGUGCUAAGAGAAGAAUAAAAUCAACAAUAAGAAGAUUGAAACUGAGUAGAAAAUUGUGAAACGUCCAUGUAUGCGAUGCUUUCCCGUUGUACAGUGUGCCUUGCAUGCUUGCUUUACUGAAAAGCAGCACGGACUUACAUAGGAGGAUGAUGUGCUGUGCUUAAGUGGGUCGCCAUUUUCUUCAACUUUUCCGUUCGUGCUUGAUGGAAAAUAUCGUUUCUGUGCAGUGAAGCAGUAAAAUAAAGUAAGCAGAAAAAUCGAUUUUAAAAACCAACAAAUAUAAACAGGAACAAACACAAUGGAUGAUGAUCAGCAGUUCUGUCUUCGAUGGAACAAUCACCAGAGCACACUCAUCUCGGUGUUCGACACCCUGCUGGAGAAUGGAACACUGGUUGAUUGCACAUUGGCGGCUGAAGGAAAAUUCCUGAAAGCUCAUAAAGUUGUUCUCUCCGCGUGCAGUCCCUAUUUUGCGGCACUACUAUCGCAACAAUACGACAAGCACCCCAUCUUCAUACUCAAAGAUGUGAAAUUUCAAGAGCUCCGAGCCAUGAUGGACUACAUGUAUCGUGGUGAGGUUAACAUUUCUCAAGAUCAGCUGGCUGCGCUACUGAAGGCCGCCGAAUCCUUGCAAAUCAAAGGACUGUCUGACAAUCGGGGAUCGUCCUCUGCUGCACCAUCACAACAAUCGAAGCCACCGCAUAGUGAAACCUCAGCAACUAAAACGCUACCGCCACCAGUACCUGCGAACAAGGCUUCAGGUUUAACUAUCGAAAACAAAAGGCCUUUGAAACCGGAAUUGCUCGAUUCGGACGUGUCUGGAUCGCGGGAAGGCUCUACUAGUCCAACAUCGCGCAAGCGUAAAAAAAUUCGGCGAAGAAGUGUUGAUAAUAACAACCUUAUAGAUAAUCAUGACCAGCAUUCAAAUUCCUCAUCACAUUCAAUGCACACCUCCUUGCAAUCGCAAGCGCUGGCCUUGACGUCAUCGUCGACCGUGGCUGGUGUCCCUACAAGCAACAACACUGCUACCUCCCUCUCAUCUUCAAGUACGGCGCCCUCGAACAGUGCGAAUGUGUUAACCACGCCCGCCGCAGUUGCGGCGGCAGCAGCAGUUGCCCUCAAAAAGACUGACUCCGUUCAACAGCAGCAGGUUGCUGAAGCGUUAAAGUUGCAAUUGGUAAAACAUCAAAGUCAGCAACAGUCACAACAGCAACAACAGCAAUCGCAACAGCAACAGGUACAUCACACGGAUGACGACGAACGGAGCGGUACAGAACAGGGCGAAGGGCAAGGCGAGCCUGACUCGGACGAUAUGGAUGAAGCCCCGCAAGCCAAACGCCAUCAACCGCAGGCAACUGGGGUAACGGUCGAAGGCACCGACAGUAAAUCUAUUAAUCAAUCCGAGUUAAUGAUUGAACCAAAAAACGAAUACGAUGACGGCCAAGAUGAAAAUGUGGAGGACUUAACACUAGAUGAGGAAGAAUUGCUGGACGAUUUGGAUCAAGCAGGACCCAGCCAUGGUGGCGAAGGAUCUAGUCAAGGCUAUGCACAGUGGCAAAUGGAACGGGAACAAAACGAAGCGUUCAUGGCUGCACAGGACGCUGUCGGUGGACAACAUCGAGACGCACAAGAUAAACGUUCCGCGAAGUUCCCGCUGGUGUCUAAUCCAAAAAAAAUAAAAACAAUCACAGUGACCGUACCGACUUCUCCUUCGUCACUUCAAACCACGGUACAAGCAGUACCAGUAAGCACAUCUGCGCAGCUGACUCAGAUAACUCAAUCAACACCGGUUAUUCUGAACGAUCUAAAUGAAUGUCUACUGGAGAGCAAAAAUAUUGUUGUUUCAAAAAAAGACAACAAAUACAUACUAUUCACGACGGCUGCCGUUGCACAACCACAGCCACCACCGUUACAACCUGCACAGGCAACAUUGCAUCCCGUACAGACGACCACAGUAAUCGAUACCACGCGCAUCGAGGAGCUACUUAAAAAGGAUAAAAUUAUUAAGAAGACAGAGCUUCAAGGCGACGGCACCACAACCACCACUUACAUCUUCGACGAGUGCGAUAUUUUACCGUUGAAACCUGUAACCAAAGAAAUGGUACCUAAUUCUGCUUCUAUGCCGACAACCGUUGAAACUAUCAGCUUGGCUUCACCUCAAGUUGGUAAACCGACUACUAUUUCGAUUGUGAAAGUAGCCUCCGGUGACGUCGUUACUACGGCUGGUACUGCCGUAAUUCCUGUUGGAACCACAUUGGUUCCUGCAUCUGCAUCGUCCACCGUCAGUGCAAUUAACAGCAGCGGCGCAAUUAUAAAUGCCAGUACAAUUCAAAGCAACCAAAGCCAAAUCCCAUCCGCUAAGAAACUUUUAAAACCAACUCAUCCCCGGAUUAAGUAUUCAAAGCACAAGAAUCCGUCGGCACAAUCGCUUGCUGCUUUGCCCAUUUUAACAAUACCAACGGUCACUACCAGCCAACCAAUUGCUGUUCCUAUCCAAGAUGCAGCAGCUGGCACUACCACUAAGAUAGAGUUGUUGAAUUUUUCUCUUUCGCGGAAGUUCCCUGCGCAUGGACAAAGUGCCAAAACUAUCGACAUUAGCAAUAUUCAACAUAUACCCAUCACAGCCGUCUCGAAGCCGAUGCCUACACGAUAUACAGUCAAUGAAUAUGAAACAUCCACAUCGAAUACUUCCCAAAGUAAUGACUUCACUACAGGGAUAAUCGACGAUUUGGAUUACUCUGUUAUUGAUGACAUAGAGCUUCCGGACGACGUUCAGGUGAACUUUGGGGACUCUUAUCAGGCAAAGUCGUCACAUGGUGGUGAGAUCGACGAUGACGUGAAUGACUCUCAAGACCAAACCAAGACGGCCAGUCAGGCGAAAAAGUUGAUUAAAUCGGACGCAAAGAUUCUCAACACUUCGAUGGAUGAGAAGUAUGCCCUAUUAGCAAAUACAAAUAUCAUGAAAAACUUUGAAUAUACAGUUAAUGAAUCGGUUGUUAGUGACAAUGACGAUGGUGAGAUGCGUCAAUAUAUUUGUCGACACUGCGGGAAACGGUAUCGUUGGAAAUCAACCUUGCGCCGGCACGAGAACGUAGAAUGUGGUGGCAAAGAAGCAAUGCACCAGUGUCCAUAUUGUACGUACAAAGCUAAACAACGUGGAAAUCUAGGCGUUCAUAUUCGUAAGCAUCACGCCGACAUGCCACAGCUUGAAAGUCGUCGUAAGUCAAAGAAUCGUGAUUCCUUGAGCUUAAUCGACGCCAUUAAACCAGAGUCGAUGGAAGGACAAACGUAAACACGUUUCCGAUAACAACCGCGCAAAAAUAUAAAUCGAUCUGCAUGUAGGCUACUCUGUAACAGAGUAUGUAUUUGGCUCAGAAGGGUAAAUAGUUAAUGUUCCGAUUGCUGAUAAAUUAGUGGACAUAACGAUCCCUUGCUGGUCUCGUUGAGGGUUGCUGUGGCGCUAUUUCAUUUUUUCUCAAUGGAAAAUCAGCAGUAGGGACUGUGAUAUUAACGUUUGUUAAUGAGUGACAGCUAUUUUGGUAGUUUGUACACUGUAAUUCAUUUCAUUUGGCAUAUAUUUUUUUCGAAUAACAAAUGAGUGUGAUGUAGCCUGUUAUGGACAUCAUUCUGUUCGUUUUUUAAAUUAGCUUUAGCCACGCAUUGAAAUUAUGAUAGCGUUUUGUCGACUAAUCGUCUUGUAAUCUUUUGAAUAAACUACGAAAAUGACGUGAACAGCACAGCUAGCUAACUGAUCCACUGCAAGCCGCAAUUUAAAUAGAGAUAUUGUUUGCAGAAAUAUAUUUCUGGAUUGUUUCAUUAGUAUAUUGGGUGGCGCUGCAGCGUCAAUUUUUUGUACCAAUAUUUUAUUCUCGGUAUAACUUUUUUGGUUUUUUUAAUACAUUCGACAAUUCACAGCAAGCUAACGGGAAAUAAAACAGCAAAAGCAGUUUAGUUAUAAGGCAUAAUGGAGAAGUAGUAUGGCAAAACUGCAAUCACAAUCGCGAAACAACUAAGUUUUUAACCAAAACAUUUUAUUACUGCUUGUUUUAUUAAAGAUGCAUCUAAAAGAGGGGUACAACCUUUCAAAACAGAAAUUAGUCAACGCAUCUGAUUGAUCUUGCAGAAAAGCGUGUGAACAUUUGAUUACACUUUUAUUCUUGCGGUUAGACUACACACAGGUUUGCACGGAAAGGCAUAUUACUCAUUAUAGGUUAUAGACUCUUUGCAUAAACUGCAAAAUAAAAUCACAAAGAAUGAUUGCAUUUUCGUAUCUCAACUUCUAUAUUUCUUCCAUUUUAGUUUUUCAUUAUAAACAAAUGCACUUGUCUUCGUAUCCCUGUGUUAAUGAUCAGCAUAUUAAACUCACAUAUAUGUAUGUCCUUUCAUUAGUAAUAUCAUAAUGUAAUAAUAACAAUAAUAAUUAUAAAAUAUGAUACAUGUACGACUAUUCUUUAUCAGCUCUUUUUUUUCUUGUGAAAUCUUAAAAAACAACGUAUUGUAAGCAUACAAAUUUGAAGAUUAUAACAAUAGGAGAGCAAAUUUAAUUGUUCUUAAUAUAAAACUGUGAAUCGAAUGUGAAUAUAUCAAAAAUGCUAAAUGUACGCUAAACAUUCGUGGAUUGUUGAGAGCACGGAGAAAAUCCGCUGAUUCGUAAUUUGGUUGCCAUCCCCAGAGAAUUAGAUUCCUAAAACUUGUAGAAGCAGCGUCCGUGUUGGACAACACCUAAACAUAAAAAAGGACAGUUUUAAGGUUAGAAGAUGAUCAGCACUAUAUAUCUCUAUAUAUUUAUCUAUCUACCCGUAUAAAUAAAUGAA